Molecule: messenger RNA, 670 nt
Organism: Suillus fuscotomentosus
Lineage: Eukaryota; Fungi; Basidiomycota; Agaricomycetes; Boletales; Suillaceae
Exons: 5
Coding region: 99-377 (92 amino acids)
Source: RefSeq, a predicted model, not a curated record
ACCACAACGUCUUAAUACCCGUUCUCAGUCUCUUUAGCACCUAAGGGACAACAAACUUGUGUACAAUCAAAGUCUGUUCUGCCACCUACUAGCGCUUCAUGGGCUCAUUGUGCUCCAAGGCCGGUGUGCAUUCCGGGGGACAUCAGGUGUUGGGAAGCACUGUCGCCCAGUCAAAUGAUGGCACCACCGUGGCAUCGCCUUCGAAUCCUCGCGCCGCAGCUGCAGAGGCUGCUGAGAAAAGGUUGAAAACGGCACAUGCACGAGGUACUAAUGCCUCGAAUCCGAAUCGGGGACGACUUGCCGAACAGGUCGAGGCCGCGAAAGCGGUGAGAUCAGUACCUACGUCAAGAGAUGAAGAACGGCUAGUGUGGGAUUGAAUAAUACUUUGUGCGUGUGUAUCGCCUCACCGCCAGUAUAACAUGAUCGCCGAUCCCUCCCAUAAUUUUCAAUUUACCUCGGACCCGCUCAAUCAUGAAGUGAUCCCUCAAGGCCUCAUGGCGGACUACCGGUGAGACAGCAUGACUCGGAUGUUCGGACACGUUGUUUUCAUUGUAGAGCAUGCCUCCUCUUCUGUUCCCAUGAUCGAAGAAAGUGACGCCGUUUUGAUUUGUCUUGGUCCAUGUACUCCCUGAGAUGCAAAUGGGUAAAUGAUGAUUGUUGGAGGAUAUGA